AUGACUGGUGCAUGGCAUCGAUUCCGAGUGGAAAAACCGCACCGCACGUCGCCCGCCCUAACUUAUGAGGUCCCACCGCAUCAGGCUAGCGUGUCUGUAGUUACAGCGACAAACGCCUGUUUACGGUGUAAACGAACCAAGAAGAAGUGCGACCGGUCGCUUCCAGAAUGUCUCUUAUGCCGAAAGGCCGGGGCUGGGUGUUCCUUUCCCACCGAAGCAGCCAGAACAACAGCUCAGUCUGCUCUACGCGCACGGGUCCAGUGGCUAUCGGCCUUUGUAGACUCUCUCCUACCUCCUAAUACGGCAUCAAUCUCCACGCUUGAUACUGGUGCCGAUCUAUAUGAGGCUACGGGGCUAUCAGUUCACGCACAGACUGACAGCCGGAUCCCGCUUGUGCCUCCCAACGAGGAUGGCGUGGAUUGCACCCGGGAGGAGCAUACAUUCAAUAAUACUCAUACCGACCAUCAUACAAUGACCAGCUCUUCUGUCGGAGAUUUGUGCAGCCCCGUCUUAUCGAACUCCCUGUCCUUGGCGCCAGCGCAGUCCCCAAUUGCCAACAACUGCGCUAGGUUUCCUCCACUUGGAAAUGUGUCACCUGGUAUAGACGGACUACGUCUCAUCCGGUCCUACUUUGACACUACACAUCUGUCGUAUCCGUUUUUGGAUCCUGUUAAAGUCAGUAGCGAAGCCGAAAAGGGCGUUGGGUUCUUUUAUUUUGGCGGAGGAGUCGAUAUUACCCCAGCAUCUACACGCCUUUAUCUGAUCAUGGUGAUCGGAUGUGAAAGAUUGUGGCGUUCCGGAAUGGUUUCCGACGAGGUCUUUAACAGAUUUCAGGUGCCUCGCCAAGAGAUUGUGCAAAUGUGUUUAAGCAGUCCCUGCAUCGAAUCUGCUGAAAACUUGCUCCUUCUUACUAUCUGCGCCCUCUUCGACCCACAUCCUGAUCCUCUCUGGAUGCUUGCUGGAAUACUAGGCCGGCUAGCUGUUUCAUUGGGUCUGAACCGCAGGCAAGAAAUUCCAGGAAUGAGCCUUCUCGAGGUUGAAUCUCGGCAUCGUUUAUUCUGGUCCAUCUUCUCGAUCGACAAUCUUAUAUCAAUCAUAUGCGGCUUACCUCUUGCAAUUCAAGAGGUUGACUCUAACCUACCACUCCCGGGCGUCACUACAGAGGAGUUUGCUGCGCCAGGGCAGGCUGAUCACAUCACGACCUUGCAAGUUGCUCGGCAGGCAAUUACACUUCGUCAGCUUGAAGGGAAAUGUUUGCAGGCAGUCCAUCUACGUAAGACACUGUUGCCUAGUUACCGAGAGAGACGAGCCACCAUAACAGAGCUCCGUGCUGCAGCAGAGAACUGGUACACGCAGGGCUGUUUCCUCGCCCGCCGAGAGUUGCACGAGGUGCACUUCCACAACAGCGUUAGCUGGCUCAAUGUGAACUAUCAUGGCAUCCUCAUUUUACUCUAUUGUCCGUCGUUCUUUAAUUCUCACCUCACCCCAAAUGACCUAAAUGAUCUACGCCAUGCAGUACGAAAGUAUGUCCAGAGUGCUCAUGUUCAGUUCCAGGACCGAGACCUAGCCUUGAACCAUACAACCCUUAGCAAGAUGCUGGUCAUUUGCCGGAUCUUGCUGCACUGUUACUUCCGAUGCGAAGGGACGGCAUCAUUCCUAGACGAGCAGCAAGCCACCGUGCUGCAGUGUAUUGGUAUUCUUGAGGCCUUUCCCACCAGGUGGCUCAUUGCCAAAAGGAGUUGCACUGUGUAUAAACGCUUCUCGAUCAUUCUUCAACGACAACGCAGCCAUUUUACAAAUGAGCUUGCCGAAAAUACACAAUCCGCGGUCUUCGGGCCGUUUCCUUUUCCUGCCCACUCUAAGCUAGCUGCUAUUGCCAGAUGCCCUACAGAUGAUUCCGUGCAGAACAUCGCCUCGGAACAGACCGAGACCAAUAUCCACGUUGUGUGUGAUGACACAGAGUUGCUUCUGCAGGAGGUAUUAGGUGUUUCAAGCAUCUACAACUAUUUUUCGGGGGAGCCGCGAACAUGGCCGGAGCAAUGA
Molecule: messenger RNA, 2043 nt
Organism: Penicillium crustosum
Lineage: Eukaryota; Fungi; Ascomycota; Eurotiomycetes; Eurotiales; Aspergillaceae
Product: Zn(II)2Cys6 transcription factor
Exons: 1
Coding region: 1-2043 (680 amino acids)
Biological process (GO): DNA-templated transcription; positive regulation of transcription by RNA polymerase II
Molecular function (GO): DNA-binding transcription factor activity, RNA polymerase II-specific; sequence-specific DNA binding; zinc ion binding
Source: RefSeq, a predicted model, not a curated record